AUGGCCUCUUUUUCAGCCACUUCUCUUGCCUUUCAACCCUCUUUCCAUUUGUCUACAAGAACUAACCAGGUUUCUUACAGAACUUCAAGUUUUGGAGCAGUUUCUGUAGGAUGGACAAGGACGAACUUCCGUUCUUUGAGAUCCUCCGGUUUUCGCAUUUCUGCAGUUCAGGCACAACCUGAGACAGUGCAGAAAGUGAGCAAAAUUGUGAGGAAACAACUUGCUUUGACUCCUGAAACUGACGUUACUCCAGAAACCAAGUUUUUAGAUCUUGGUGCUGAUUCCCUUGACACAGUGGAAAUAGUGAUGGGCUUAGAGGAAGAGUUUGGGCUUAAUAUUGAGGAUGAUAACUCUGAAAACAUCACAACCAUUCAAGAAGCAGCAGAUUUGGUAGAGAAACUGAUUCAAAAGAAAGAUGAAGCUUAG
Molecule: messenger RNA, 426 nt
Organism: Lathyrus sativus (Indian pea)
Lineage: Eukaryota; Viridiplantae; Streptophyta; Magnoliopsida; Fabales; Fabaceae
Source: the annotation of a GenBank genome assembly